AUGGCCGUUGUUGAUUUUCGUCUUGUCCUUGGUAACUCGUUUCUUUUCCCGGGUUGCCGUCUUCCUCUUCCUCCUCCUUUUCCUGUCCCCACCCCUCCGCGGGUCUUCGGAGCCCCCCGAUUUCUCCGUCUCCCUGAUACCUGGGAUGCCAAUGAGGCACAUGAGUGA
Colletotrichum lupini is the source of this 168-nucleotide messenger RNA. RefSeq lists its product as uncharacterized. Lineage: Eukaryota; Fungi; Ascomycota; Sordariomycetes; Glomerellales; Glomerellaceae. The record is from RefSeq and is a predicted model, not a curated record. The coding region runs from base 1 to 168 and encodes 55 amino acids. The transcript has a single exon.